AUGUGCUUUUUAAGACGGCCGGGAGCGCCUGCAAGCUGGAUCUGGUGGAGGAUGCUGCGGCAGGUGCUUCGCAGAGGGCUCCAGUCGUUCUGCCACAGGCUGGGCUUGUGCGUGAGCCGGCACCCGGUCUUUUUCCUCACCGUGCCCGCAGUCCUGACCAUCACCUUCGGCCUCAGCGCGCUCAACCGCUUCCAGCCCGAGAGCGACCUGGAGCGCCUGGUCGCUCCCAGCCACAGCCUGGCCAAGAUCGAGCGCAGCCUGGCCAGCAGCCUUUUCCCCCUGGACCAGUCCAAAAGCCAGCUCUAUUCGGACUUACACACCCCUGGGAGGUAUGGCAGGGUGAUCCUCCUCUCCCCACCCGGGGACAAUAUUUUGCUCCAGGCUGAGGGGAUCCUGCAGACCCACCGAGCCGUGCUGGAAAUGAAGGAUGGGAGGAACAGUUUUAUUGGACACCAACUGGGCGGGGUAGUGGAAGUGCCAAACAGCAAGGACCAGCGGGUCAAGUCAGCCAGAGCCAUUCAAAUCACCUACUACCUCCAGACCUAUGGCUCUGCCACCCAAGACCUCAUAGGGGAGAAGUGGGAGAAUGAAUUUUGCAAGCUUAUGAGGAAGCUCCAGGAGGAACAUAAAGACCUCCAGCUGUACUCUUUAGCAUCCUUUAGCCUCUGGAGAGACUUUCAUAAGACCAGCAUCCUGGCCAGAAGCAAAGUCCUGGUGAGCCUUGUGCUGAUCCUGACCACAGCCACCCUCUCCAGCUCCAUGAAGGACUGCUUGCGCAGUAAGCCCAUCCUGGGCCUCCUGGGGGUACUCACGGUGUGCAUCUCCCUCAUCACGGCAGCAGGAAUCUUCUUCAUCACAGAUGGAAAGUACAACUCCACCCUGUUGGGAAUCCCAUUCUUCGCCAUGGGUCAUGGAACUAAAGGAGUAUUUGAGCUUCUGUCUGGAUGGCGGAGAACCAAAGAGAAUUUACCCUUCAAAGACAGGGUAGCAGAUGCCUACUCUGAUGUGAUGGUCACCUAUACCAUGACCAGUUCUCUGUACUUCAUCACCUUUGGCAUGGGCGCCAGCCCAUUCACGAACAUAGAAGCUGUGAAGGUCUUCUGUCAGAACAUGUGUGUCUCCAUUCUGUUGAACUACUUCUACAUUUUCUCCUUCUUUGGCUCCUGUCUGGUCUUCGCUGGCCAACUAGAGCAAAACCGCUACCACAGCAUCUUUUGCUGUAAGAUCCCUUCUGCAGAAUACCUGGACCGCAAGCCCGUGUGGUUCCAGACAGUGAUGAGUGACGGGCAUCAACAGACAUCUCAUCAUGAGACAAAUCCUUAUCAGCACCACUUCAUUCAGCAUUUCCUCCGUGAACACUACAAUGAAUGGAUUACCAACAUCUACGUGAAGCCAUUUGUUGUCAUCCUCUAUCUUAUUUACGCCUCCUUCUCCUUCAUGGGAUGCUUGCAGAUCAGUGAUAAAGCCAACAUCAUCAAUCUACUAGCCAGUGAUUCCCCAAGCAUUUCUUAUGCCAUGGUUCAGCAAAAAUAUUUCAGCAACUAUAGCCCCGUGAUAGGAUUCUACAUCUACGAGCCUCUCGAGUACUGGAACAGCAGCGUCCAGGAGGACCUACGGAGACUCUGCAGUGGAUUCACUGCAGUGUCCUGGGUCGAGCAGUACUACCAGUUCCUGAAAGUCAGCAACAUCAGUGCCAAUAACAAGAGCGACUUCAUCAGUGUCCUACAAAGCUCAUUUUUUAAAAAGCCAGAAUUCCAGCAUUUUCGAAAUGAUAUCAUCUUCUCCAAGGCAGGGCAUGAAAACAACAUCAUUGCUUCUCGCUUGUAUCUGAUUGCCAGGACUAGCAGAGACAAGCAGAAGGAAAUCGUAGAAGUGUUGCAAAAGUUGAGACCCCUAUCCCUCUCAAAGAGCAUCCGAUUCAUCGUGUUCAACCCCUCCUUUGUGUUCAUGGACCAUUACAGAUUGUCUGUCACAGUGCCUGUUCUGAUUGCAGGCUUUGGUAUUCUCCUGGUGUUAAUCCUGACUUUUUUCCUAGUGAUCCACCCUCUAGGAAACUUCUGGCUAAUUCUUAGUGUCACCUCAAUUGAGCUGGGUGUUCUCGGCUUGAUGACAUUAUGGAACGUCGACAUGGAUUGCAUUUCUAUCUUGUGCCUUAUCUACACUUUAAAUUUUGCCAUUGACCACUGUGCACCAUUGCUUUACACAUUUGUAUUAGCAACUGAGCACACCCGAACGCAAUGUAUAAAAAGCUCCCUGCAAGAACAUGGGACAGCCAUUUUGCAAAAUAUUACUUCUUUUCUUAUUGGGUUGAUCCCUCUACUAUUUGUGCCUUCGAACCUGACCUUCACACUGUUCAAAUGCUUGCUGCUCACUGGGGGUUGCACACUUCUGCACUGUUUUGUUAUUUUACCUGUGUUCCUAACCUUUUUCCCCCCUUCCAAAAAGCACCACAAGAAAAAGAAACGUGCCAAACGAAAGGAGAGAGAGGAAAUUGAGUGCAUAGAAAUCCAAGAGAACCCUGAUCAUGUCACCACAGUCUGA
Cynocephalus volans (Philippine flying lemur) is the source of this 2541-nucleotide messenger RNA. RefSeq names its product patched domain containing 4 (gene PTCHD4). The coding region runs from base 1 to 2541 and encodes 846 amino acids. The transcript has 3 exons. Lineage: Eukaryota; Metazoa; Chordata; Mammalia; Dermoptera; Cynocephalidae. Gene Ontology annotation, cellular component: membrane. The record is from RefSeq and is a predicted model, not a curated record.